Puccinia triticina is the source of this 939-nucleotide messenger RNA. RefSeq lists its product as uncharacterized. The coding region runs from base 1 to 939 and encodes 312 amino acids. NCBI's taxonomy places the organism in Eukaryota, Fungi, Basidiomycota, Pucciniomycetes, Pucciniales, Pucciniaceae. The record is from RefSeq and is a predicted model, not a curated record. The transcript has 2 exons.
AUGCCUGGCUCUCAACUGAAAUUGAUUCAAGAUACUCAAUCCGAACUUGCAAGCACUUUAAAUGAGUUUUACGAAACCACAGAAGAAAUAUGUGAUGACUCAUCCUCGCUAUCUCAAACUGAUGAUGCGGAGUUAGAAGAGAUCAAGUCCUAUAGACUAUAUGCGAUGGAUUCCUUCUUGACACUAGACGUGCAAAUGAUGGUCUGUGAUCUUUUGGAACGGUCCUCUAAUCUCAUCAAACAACUCGAGCUGACCACCAACACACCCGACGAACCAAUUGACGUUGCUCUGGCUAGAUCAAAUGUGAUCGAAUGUAAAGUUUAUCUCCAUGAAGAAAUCCAUUCCACCAUCCGAAUUAUCAAUGGAUCAGACUUCGAUCAUAUUCGAGCUCGUUGGCCUGCCAUGGUACCCAGGAUCGACGAUACAGAGCUGGACUUUUUGGGUAUCAUUUAUAGGGCAGAACAGAUACCGACUAUCUGCAAGUACCACGCCUCAACCGCCCCGGAGAGCAAAGUGGCUAGAGCACUCUCACCAGUCAUCAGACUAUCGAGGAUGUUUUUCAAUAAACUAUCGGAACAACCACUGAACAGCAAGCGACUCCAGAAGUUUUCUCAUCUGUCAUCCGCUCAACUGGCAUCUCUUGGCGAAAUACCUGUAACCUUUCACAGGGUGUUUGAGGAAAUGCUAGACCUCUUGGCGAACUCUUGUUACGCUGAGGAAGGCGUUACCACUCGGGAGUCAACGCAACUAGUCGACGAGCUCACAAGAUCCUUUAAAAGCUCUUUGCCGAUUGUAGAAUAUUUUAUUGCUCAGCUCCCAGAAGACACUGCUGGUUCCUCCAAUCAAGACUACUACAAGACUUGGUUCAACACGCUGCCCCGGCUGCCGCUUCCGUGGUAUCCCAAAACAUAUGUGCGUUGGGGUAGCGCAUUUGCCUAG